Cinara cedri is the source of this 4610-nucleotide messenger RNA. The record is from the annotation of a GenBank genome assembly. Lineage: Eukaryota; Metazoa; Arthropoda; Insecta; Hemiptera; Aphididae.
AUGUCUUCAACCAGAACACUUGAACAUGAAUCUGUGACAAUCUUUAGAAAAUAUCUGCGGAUUCCAUCAGUUCAACCUAAUGUCAAUUAUAGUUUGUAUUUUAGAUUUAUAUAUGAAUACCAUAGGGAUAGGUAUAUAUAUUAAUUAUCAUAUUAUGAAGUUCAUAUCACUGAUAACUACCGAUAUAUUUUUUGCGAUUGUUUAAGAUGUAUGACGUUUGUUUUGUGAGUGACCUUAGUGUCUAAUUUUCCCCAAAAACUGUUUUUUGUUACUUUUCAUAUUUUUAGUAAUGCUCUCUGGAUCAACUAAACUCAAACUCAGGAAUUUGAGAUAUUUUAUAGGUAGAUUUAAAUGAUAAAAGUUGAUUUAAAUUUCAAUAUGAUUAGUAGUGAUUAGACAUUAAUAAAGCUCUGAUGUUAAUGACCAACAUUUCUUUAAAAUAUGCAAUUAUACGCCUUAAAUUUUAUCAAAUAUAUGUAAAAAAGGUGUUAAUAUUAAAUUUUUAAAAAAAUUACAAAGUUUUACAAAAAAUUGGGUUAAUUUUAAUUCAAAAUAUAAAUUAUCAAAAUACAAAAGGUUUAAAUAUUAGUUACCUAGAGUAAAUACUUUGUUUGGUUAAUAGUUACUGUACAAAUGUUUAAUAUUAUAUUUAUAAUUGUUUAAAAUAUGCUACUAAAUUUAUAAAUAAUUAAUAAAUACAUUUAUAUGCUAUAAAAUGUCAAAUAUGCAAAUAUAUGCAAAAUAUGUUUGCAUAUUUGAAAUCACACUUUAUGAAUCAAAUUUAUAUCAUAUUCGGGUAUAAUUCUGAUUCACUAGAAAAAUAUGCAGUUAUAAACAUCCGAGCUCUAGACAUUAAUUUGAACUAAUUUCAAUAUAUUUCCCAUUCUUAAGUAUUCCAUUUUUGGAUUUCACUUUCUGUGUUCUCGUUUUUCUAUUAUCAGACAAUACAAAUUUAAUUGUACAGGCCUAUGGACUUUAAUUUAUAUCAUUAAAAUAUUUUUUAAAUUUUACUUACUAUAAUAUAAUAUAAUUUAUAUAACUGUAUCAAAUAAAAUAGAAAAUAAUAAAAACAAUUAAGAUAUUGCAUAUUCUACGAUUUUUAAAGCAUACUUUACGUAGAUAUUUAGUUAUUUUUUGAUACAUAAAUACAAUUUAAGGUAUUUUGAAUAAAUAAACAUCCAAGCCAUAUGUAUAUAUUUUCCCUCUUUAAGUGAUUUUACAAUUAGAUGUACAGGGUGUUCCACAAAGAUAUACUCAUUGUAGUAUAUCCGGAUAUAAUAAAAGAUAAUUAAAUUCUGGUUUUUUAAUUACUCACCAAGAUAAGGACUACAAAUAUUUAUAUUGCAAUUAAUUUUUUAUGUUUUGGUAAAAAUAAAAAUAAUAACUUAUUGAAAAAAUUAAAGAGGGUCAUUUAAUAGAGUUUAUUCUUUUAAAAUUCAGAGAAAAGAAGGUACAGCCAAUUAAUUAUUAAAAUAAUAAUUAAUUAGAGAAUGUGAUUAUAGCCUGCUGCAUAAUUAUAUGUACAUUUUUCUGAUCAUCUAAACAUCAAAAUUUUCAGAAAAAUAAACUUUAUGAAAUGGUUGUAUUUAAAUUUUUCAAAAAUAAUAAAAUAGUUUUUAAUUUUUUUAUCAAAGCAUAACAAUUUUAAUUAGAAUAUAAAUGCAGUCCUUAUUUCUGUGAGUAAACAGUAUUUGAUUAUCUUUAUUAUCUUCGGAGAUAUUACAAUUUUUGUUGGGUAUCCUAUAAUAAUUAAUAUUAAAUUAUAAAUACCUAACAUUAUUAUAUACAUGAAUAGGUGAGUGUAUACGGUUUCUUGAAGAGCAAAGUCAAAGAUUAGGACUUCCAUUAAACAUUUAUUAUAUAACACCAGAAAAACCAAUUGUUAUUAUUACAUGGGUAGGACAACAACCAGAAUUGCCAUCUUUAUUGCUCACAUCUCAUAUGGAUGUAGUUCCAGUAUAUCCUGUUAGUAAAAUCUAUUAAUGGUUUUUAAGUUAAUAAUUAUAAUUUUAAGGUGAAUUAAAUCUCAUAGGAAUGUUGGACAUAUAAUCCAUUUUCUGCAUACAAAGAUGAAAACGGAAAUAUAUUUGCUAGAGGAGCACAAGAUAUGAAAUGUGUUGGUAUUCAAUAUUUGGAAACAAUCAGAAAAUAUAUUACUGAGCAAUUAAAAUUUAAUAGAACUAUCCAUAUAUGUUUUACACCAGGUAAAUAUAAAUAAAGAAGUUUACUAAAAAAUAAUAAUCCAAUAUUGAUGUUGAAAAAUUAGAUGAAGAAAUUGGAAGUCAAUUUGGUAUGGCUAAAUUUGUUAAAACUUCAGAAUUCUCUGCGUUGAAUGUUGGUUUUGCUUUGGAUGAAGGAAAAGCAACUCCAAAUGAAGUUUUUAAUGUAUUUUACUGUGAAAGAACUGUGUGGGGUGAGUUCACUAUCAACCAACAAAUUAUUUUCUAUUUUUUGUUCUUCUUUUUUAGAUUCUGAGUGGAACGAAGAAGAUAAUAGUUUUACAAUGUUUUUUAAUUUUUUUCUUUUAAUCUAUGUGCAACUUUUCCACUACCAGAAAACUUACUUAGAUUUCUACGUGUAGCACUUUUUCUGAAAGGGAAUUGUACUUUAGGGAGGUCAGUUUUUGAUUUUUCUCAUCAAAUGUAAAAAACCAGGAAAAUUUACUAAAUAUAAUAAACAUUUUUUUUUCUGUGGGAAAUUUUUCUACCAGAAAUUUUGCUCCAACUUUUAAUGAUAGUAAUGUUUCUAAAACAAAAUUUCAUUAGGGAGGAACUUUAGAGAAGUUAAUUUUUUAAUUUUCCCAAGAGUUUUCUCAUUGAAAAAACACUUUAUAGGUACAACCUUUGUUUUUAUUAUAAAUUAUUCGUGGUUAGAUAUUACAUUUUCCCACAAGGUCAGAUAAAUCAUUUUUCAUUUCAUAUGACCAAAAUUAUAAAAUAAAUAAUUUUUAAACCAUUUGUAUAAAACAAACUGAAAAUUAAAUAUUAAUGGAAUAUGUUAAUAAAAAUGAAGAUUUUUACAUACUGAUGAAGCCCUAACAAAAGCAUAUGGGAUAGUUACCACCGAAUUCUGGUGCAAUUGUAGUUUUUAAUAGGUAUUUCAAAAUCUAUAGAAAAAUUUUAUUAAUCUGAAUCAAGUGAAAUAGAUUAAUUUAAACAAAAUUUUAUUUUGCACAAAAUUGCACGUUUAAGGGUUUUUGCAUUAAAAUGCACUUAUUCGUAUAUUCUUGAUUUUGAUUUUUAUUUUAAGUAUUAAUUUAUUAUUACAUUCAUAUUAUUUGUAAUCUGUGUUACUUUAUAUCAAACAUAAUACAGUUUUAAAACUUAGCUUUAUUACAAUGAUAUAUGGAGGAUAUAUAUAUGCAGGGGUAGGUAAAAUACCUACUUAUAUUAGCCCUUUCAAAAUUUAAUAAAAAUUUCAACACUGUUUUUUUUUUUUUAAAUUUUUAGAUAUUUAAUUUGAAAUUUUCUAGUUUUAUUUGAUAUUAUAUUUUAUUAAAUAAUUUGCUACACUCAGCAUCUAUCUAGGAGCUCCUCUCCAGGCUUUAGUGGUGCCCCUUUGAAAAAAAUUUGCUCCCCUACAGGACAGACAACUUUUAGCCACAGUUCUUCUGGGUGUUCAGCUGGAGCAGCUUCAGUCCUCAAUCAGGAUACAUAGGAACAAAAUAAAUUGAUUAUUAACAUAUCAUAGUUAAUAUUUAAUUCUAGCAUCAGGAAAACACAAUGGGAGACUUUGUAUACAACCUUCCCAUCUACAACAGCGGUCUACUUAUGACAGUUUCCUAUAUGAGAAACUUGGAACAAUGCACAAAACAAUAUAUUUUUUCUGACUUUUUAAUUUUUAGAUUUGGUUAUUACUUGCGUUGGCCCUACUGGACAUGGUUCAUUAUUACAUGAAAAUACUGCUGGAGAAAAAAUACAAUACAUUAUCAAUAAAUUUAUGAACUGGAGAGAAGUUGAAAAAAAUAGAUUGAGAAAUAGUAACCUAGGACCUGGAGAUGUGACAACUGUUAACUUAACAAAGAUUAAAGGAGGAUGUCAGAUAAAUGUUGUUCCAAAUGAAUUAUCAGUUGGUUUUGAUAUUCGAUUAGCAAUAAAUGUAGAUAUAAAACAAAUAGAGAGAACUGUAUUGGAAUGGUGUGAUAAUGCUGGUCCAGGGGUUACUGUACAAUUUAAAGAAAAUCCAAUUUGUGUUAAACCAACCAAAGUAGACAAUAGUAAUCCUUGGUGGGUUGCGUUUAAAACAGAAUGUGAUAAAAUGUAAGUUUAAAUUAUAACAUUUAAAAAAUUUAUUAAGUUUAAUUAAGAUUGAUUAUUGUUUUAGGAAUAUGAAAUUAAAUACCUGUGUAGCUACAGGAGGAACAGAUGCCAGAUUUAUUAGAAAUGUAAUAUAUUUAUAUAUACUUUAAUAAUAAUUCAAUCACCUAAAAACAUUAAAAAUAUUAAAAUUUUGAUUUUAAAUUAUAGGAGGGCAUACCAGCAUUAGGAUUUUCACCCAUGAACAAUACAAUAACUUUAGCACAUGAUCAUAAUGAAUUCAUUAACGAGAAGACAUUUAUUAAAGGUUUAGACAUAUACUAUAAUAUAAUUAAAGGACUUGCACAAAUAUGA